Molecule: messenger RNA, 1307 nt
Organism: Galdieria sulphuraria
Lineage: Eukaryota; Rhodophyta; Bangiophyceae; Galdieriales; Galdieriaceae
Exons: 1
Coding region: 113-1273 (386 amino acids)
Source: RefSeq, a predicted model, not a curated record
UUGUGAAUGAAAACUACUUUUUCAACUUAAACGUAAGACUUGAAAUUUCUAUUUCUGAGCUAGUUGAAAGAUAACUUUGACGUAGACCAUAGAGAACUCAUAUAAUGCUCGAAUGUAUCGUCCUGUUUGUGAAGAGUUCUUAAAGACAACAAAGCGAUUCAACCAACUCCAGGAGGAAACAAACAAACUACACAUUCUUGUGAAACAGGCACUCCAAACGAAGGAUUGGAAAACUGAUGGCCCACAAAACUACUGCUCUAAGGGGUAUAGUUACGAGCAAGCUUGUAGUUUGUCAACACCUCAACCCGCAGUUGAACUCCUCUGCAAAACGCCUGAAGUGUCCUUUCAAAUGCAAGAAGUUACUCUAACGUAUGCUUUCAUUGGUUUCCAUGCUUUAACCGUGUGUCUUUUUUUAAGUACAAAGCGAGCGUGGCUUCAAAUAGGUCGUUGGAAGAUUUGUCCCAGACGGCCUAUUGUCGCAGAGUGGAGAAGCCAAAAAUCCGCCUCUAUUGCAUUUUUCUGUAGUUAUCCUGUUUGCCGAGAAUGGUCGUUAUCCUUUCUUUCUCCUCUUUCUUUGUGGAAACACAGCUUUCAAUCGAAUAACUUGUUAUGUUCACUCUAUUUUAAGAUUUCCAAACAAAAACAACAAGGUGUGGCCAAGUUUGUUGUAGUUUCUGAUGACAAACAAGACUCAUCUACAGUUCGUGAAGAAGACCUAACGACCAAUGAUAUGAAGACCACAUUGACGAAGCAGCAUGUAACAGAAUUUCUGUCUUCACUUGCGGUUUACUUUGAUGAUUCUGUAUCAGCCAUUGCUUGGAAGUUAAGUUCUUCUGAAUCAACUGAGAUUCAACAAAGAUGUCUUUCCAACAUUCCCUAUCAUCCUCUAAAUGACGCUUUAUUUUCUCUCUUUCGUGAAAGUGUUUUAGAGAUAGAGUUGACGAGAAAGCAAGCUUUAGCCAAAGGUGGCUUGGAAGGAUUUCGAUGGCAAGCUCUUUGUAAAGAUUCGUAUUGGAAAGAUAUUUGCUCCUCUGUGUUCAGUAAGCUUUGUCUGAUAGAUGACUAUAGUAUGAGAGCUGAUUCAUCUACAAGUGAAAUAGACAUCAUUGACAAAGUUAUUCUGAAGGACUGUAAAUGGCUUGCAGACUAUUUGUUGACUGAAAUCCCUCAUCUUCUUCAAGAGGAGAAGAAGAAUUUCUGUUCCCAAGUUACAGGAGAAGUGUUAGAAAAGAUAUGUAAGUUUGACCCUGGAACUUUAUCUAGUCACUUUUAAAAAAGCUUAUGUCAGUAAAAAUAUCAAGUUGAAA